Molecule: messenger RNA, 324 nt
Organism: Amoebophrya sp. A25
Lineage: Eukaryota; Dinophyceae; Syndiniales; Amoebophryaceae
Source: the annotation of a GenBank genome assembly
CAACAGCCAGCGUUUCUCCUUAUCCGCGCCCAUUGAGGAGCACAGACUACAAUUUUCUGCGAGGAGGAGACAGUUCUUGUAUCAGAGAUAUGAAAGAAAAAAGUGCACUCACCCUCAGAAAAAGUGGCUAUUUUCCUACUUAAAUCCUAGCCAAUUCCUUGAGUGUGAGUGCACUUCUUCGCUUCAUAAGAGAGGAACAAUUUCUACACGGGGGCACUACAGCAUCAUCAAAGGAAACCACUACAUCAAGUCCCACAUCAUCUUCCUGUUCUCCCACAGCCAAAUCGAAUUUGGCUACGCAAGCUAACAUACUGUCAAAAUCCG